CCGGGGGGGGGAGAAGGGGGGGCAACCAUAGAGGAGCAGGGCGAGCACCAGACAGGCAAAAGGGUCCCGCUGCUGGCUGGGCUGAAAGCCGCCGUGCUGGAGGAGGAAGGCUGUUGGGGCUGGCCGGCGAAUGGUGGCUGCAGCCCGGAGACGCUCCCGCCAUGCACGGGGAGGAGAUGGUGACCUUCCGGGACGUGGCGGUGGCCUUCUGCCCCGCGGAGUGGGAGAUGCUGCAGGACUGGCAGAGGCAGCUGCACUGGGAGGUGAUGGCGGAGAAUUACCGGAUGCUGAUCUCCUUGGGAAAUGAUCUCUACCUUCUUUCUUCAAAUGGAAUGUUCUGGAACACGUCGGAUAAUGAAAGCACCCCUGAGGAGCCCCAGAAAGGCCCAGCAAAGGGAUCGGCCGGGACCCCCCUCCUGCAGAGCCCUGAGCAGGAAACAGGCCACAAGGAGGGCUCCGUCUCAGAAGAGCCCCCUUUGUGCAGGGAAGCGGACCAAGCAGGGGGCCAGUAUCCAUGUCCCCUCUGUGAGCAGCGCUUCAAGGGGAAGAAGGACCUUGAAAGACACCAGAGGAGCGUCCACCUGGGGAUUAGAACCCACGUGUGUCUGGAGUGUGGGAAAGCAGUCAGGGACAAGAGUGACCUUCAAGUCCAUCAGAGAAUCCACACAGGCGAGAAACCCUUUUCCUGUGAGGUAUGUGGGAACUCGUUCCGAGAAAAGAGCAAGCUCGUAGUCCAUCAGAGAAUCCACACUGGGGAGAACCGCUGUGUGUGCCAGGAAUGCGGGAAAAGCUUCAGGGACAAGCAUUAUCUCAGGGACCACUGGAGAAUCCAUGCAGGAGAGAAGCCCUACCACUGCCUGGAGUGCGGGAGAAGCUUCCGGACACGAAGUCAUUUUACUCUCCAUCAGAGAACCCACACAGGGGUGAAACCUUACCUUUGCAGUGAGUGCGGGAGAAGCUUUGUGCAAAGAAGCAACCUUGUAAGUCAUCAGAGAACCCACACGAGAGAGAACGCCUUCUGUUGCGAAGAAUGUGGGAAGACGUUUCGGGACAGGAAAUCUUUCAGCUACCACCGGAAAAUCCACAGGGGCGAGAAGCCCUUUCCGUGCCAACACUGUGGGAAGACAUUUCGGGACGGGGUCACUCUGGCAGCUCAUCAGAACAUCCACACGGGAGAGAAACCUUUUAUAUGCUCAUUGUGUGGGAAGAGCUUUAGGGACAAGAUGCAGUUGAAAUGCCACCAGAGAAUCCACACAGGGGAGAAACCCUUUGCUUGCCAGGAGUGCGGGAAAAUGUUCCGAGACAGGAGAACGCUGAAAUACCAUGAGAGUGUCCAUGCGGGAGAGAAGCCCUUUCCUUGCCUGGAGUGUGGGAAGGCCUUCAGAUGCAAGAGCCGGCUGACAGCUCAUCGGAGAAUCCACACCGGAGAAAAGCCGUUUAUGUGCUGGUUCUGUGGGAGAAGCUUCAAGGAAAGGGUCUAUCUCAGAGAACAUCAGAAAAUACACCUGUAAGAGAAGCCUUACCUUGAAAUGAUUCAGGAAAACCUCCUUUCCACACAAGUCAUCUCAGCGUGCCCUUGGAACAGCAUUUUCCGUUCCAGAACAGCCUCGGAGGAAUCCACACGCAAGGAUCUAUUUGGAUUCAUCACCUGGACCUUUUUGAGCCUGCAAGGCCUGGAUUUCCCCAAAUGUUCCAUUGUGGUUCCAGAGUAUAAACUGGAAUUAGCUGGGUUUUGAGAAGGUUGGGAGUGAGGAGUUGCCACUUUGGUGGGGGUCCAGAGUUCUGCAGCUCUGAUUUUAGUCUCAAAGUAUUAGUGCUCCCUGAACUAAAGUGGCUGCAUUUUCUCUGUUUCUACAACAACAAUUCCACCUUUGAAAUAUAUUCAUGUUUAUUUUUAUUGGGGUUUUUUGCAUUAUUAAGUAAAUGGUUUACUCUU
Hemicordylus capensis (graceful crag lizard) is the source of this 1936-nucleotide messenger RNA. Its product is annotated as zinc finger protein OZF-like. The transcript is spliced from 3 exons. Gene Ontology annotation, biological process: regulation of DNA-templated transcription. The record is from RefSeq and is a predicted model, not a curated record. Bases 162 to 1511 code for a protein of 449 amino acids. Lineage: Eukaryota; Metazoa; Chordata; Lepidosauria; Squamata; Cordylidae.